This is a messenger RNA of Thlaspi arvense, 4975 nucleotides long. NCBI's taxonomy places the organism in Eukaryota, Viridiplantae, Streptophyta, Magnoliopsida, Brassicales, Brassicaceae. The record is from the annotation of a GenBank genome assembly.
CGGUACAAUAAACCCCAAAUCAGUUAAUUGAUUAAUUAUCCCUAAAGUUUCAGAUUAUCAAGUUUGCUUCCUCGAAGGGGAAGAAAGAAAAACUUUCGCAGAGAGCGACGCAUCGGAUUCAGUUUAGCCCCUUUCUUCACGAUAUUCCAAAGUCUCUUUCCCCAGAGAUUUCCAGAUCAGGAGAAAUCGGCAAGUGGGCGAUUUUUCGAUCCCCGAGGGAAAGAGUUUCGCUUUUGUGAGAAUCGAAUUCUGUAGUUUUGAUUUUCAAGUGGUAGUGUGAAGUUAAUCGGAGGAUAGGAAAUGGCGGCGGUGGGAGAGAAAGAGCACGAAGGAACGGUGGUUAAGAGCGUCGAGCAGAAUGAUUCCGCCGUUUCACCCUCCGAAUCUGUCGGCGGCGAGAAGAAGAAGCCGCGCAAGGGUCUGUUUUCGCGUAUAUGGAAUGUGAUAUUUAGGGUUAAAGGAGACGAUUUCGAGGAGAGGCUUCAAGGCAUCUCGAAGAAAGAAGCGACGAUAAGGUCGAGGAUGACGCGCAGGUCGAUUACAAGGAGGAAGGUCAUUAGAAAUCUCAUCGCUUUCUCUGUCUUCUUUGAGAUAAUUGCAGUGAGUUAUGCGAUCAUGACAACCAGAGAAGAGGAUUUGGAAUGGAAACUGAGGAGUUUCAGGAUCUUGCCGAUGUUUCUUUUGCCUGCUCUUGCUUCUCUUGCGUAUUCUUCACUCGUUAGCUUCACGAGGAUGUGUGACCGCAGAGAUCAAAUUACCUUGGAGAAGCUUCAAGGUGAAAGGCUGGGAAAGAUCGAUGAGUUAAAAGAGAAGACCAAUAUCUUCACCACACUAGGUAUUAUUCGGAGGUUUGACCCUGACCCAGCUACAAGAGCGGCUGCUGCAACUAUCCUGGCAUCUAAGUUGGGUGCUGAUUCAGGCUUGAAAGUGUAUGUAGAAGAUGCAUCCCAUUCCCAACUUGACCACUCCACAGGCAAGAGCAAUGACGUGGAAGCCAAACACUCACAAGGGCUCAGGAACCGAAAACAACGAAAUACGAAACGCAGCAGCGCCGGGACCACAUCAUCCCAUCAUUCUGAUAAUGAGUCUAACCAUUCUGGAACAAGCGACGGAACCAGUGUCACUGAGCAAAACCAGCAGAUGGCGUUUGAGCAUUAUAACCCUCAGGGGUAUGUUGGCCAUGAUGGUAGCUGGAUCUCACGCAUUGCGGCUCUCCUCGUGGGCGAAGAUCCUACUCAGUCGUAUGCACUCAUCUGCGGAAACUGCCAUAUGCAUAACGGUCUCUCACGGAAAGAGGACUUCCUGUACACUACUUACUACUGUCCUCAUUGUGGAUCCCUGAACAAGCCAAGACAUUCAGAGGAACAUUCACUGAUUGCUCCUGCUGAUGCAGCCGCUACAGUCUCUUUAACACCAAUGGAAAGCGAAGUGAUGAACAGCAGUAGCUCGACUAGUGAGCGUGGCAACAGUCCUGUCCCUGCAGAGAUUGUGGAAGACGCUCCUGAAACAACUGAGAACGCGACACCGAGCUAACCGGAGAAAGGUCCUGUGAGGUAAACGAAAAAUGGCUUUCAAGUUUUCUGUGAUACAAAGAGAGAGAAAGAGAGUGAUAUAGAAAGAAUGUGUGAGAGAGGUUGAUCUAUGCUUUGUAUCUGCUUGCAAUUUUGAUUGUGGUAUGAAGUCUGAACAGAGAGACUUAUCACAAUAGGUUUUUUUAUUUCUCUUUUUUCUUUUGAGACAAAAGGUAAAUUGCUGAGUAAAGUAUAUUCGAGUUAAAAUGUCAUAACACGAUUGUAUGUCUUUUUUUUUAAUGGGUUUGUUAGGAAAAUAUAUACAGUACUUGUUUUUUUUAAGAAGCUUUUGUGACUAGUUUUGGAUGUUAAAUUUGCGAUUUUCCUCAUUGUGUAGAUGUCAUAAUCUCAAUGACAAUGCUAAUUACAAAAGACUAACCUCCAAAAGAAAAAACAGAAAAAGAAACAAAAUUUUAAAGGGAAGAAAAUAUCAUGUGUGAUUAACAAAAUAUAAAAGGGAGAAGAUUUGUUAAUCACACAGCUCAGCUUCAUUUUUUCUCCCGCCAAGAUCGGAUUAAAUAAUAACCAUUACCUUCAUUUUGUUUCCCCUCCUCUCCCCUAAACAUAAACCCACCAAAAACAAAAAAGAUUUGAACUUUUUUUCUUUCCUUUUCUUAGAUCACAAGAGAGAGGGAGGGAGAGAUUAUGGGGUUUUAGGUUUUUGUUUUCUCAUAGAAAGUUUUUUUCUUUGUUGGUUUCUCUAACAAAAUUACUAUUUGUUAUGGGUAAUAUGACGUCAAACUUGGCGGCGAAAUUCGCUUUCUUUCCACCGUCGCCGGCUACGUACGGCGUGAGCAAAGACGAAGAGACCGGAAAGCUAAUGUUCACCGGAGUCACGCCGGAAAAAAGCAUGGAAGUUCAUCAGAUAACCACCAAAUCCGGCAACAAAGUCGUCGCUACGUUUUGGAAACACCCUUUUGCAAGAUUCACUCUUCUCUAUUCCCAUGGAAAUGCAGCCGAUCUAGGCCAAAUGGUCGAGCUCUUCAUCGAGCUCCGAGCUCAUCUCCGUGUCAACAUUAUGAGCUAUGAUUAUUCAGGCUAUGGAGCUUCAACAGGAAAGCCGUCUGAGAUCAAUACGUACCACGACAUCGAGGCUGUGUACAAUUGCUUGAGGACCGAGUACGGACUCAAGCAAGAGGAGAUGAUUCUGUAUGGUCAGUCCGUUGGAAGCGGACCAACGUUGUACUUAGCGUCUCGAUUAAAGAGACUAAGAGGAAUCGUUCUUCACAGCGCGAUCCUCUCUGGACUUAGAGUCUUGUAUCCUGUCAAAAUGACAUUCUGGUUCGAUAUAUACAAAAACAUUGAGAGGAUACGACAUGUGGCAUGCCCUGUUCUUGUCAUACAUGGAACAAAAGAUGAGAUUGUGAACAUGUCGCAUGGUAAGAGAUUGUGGGAGCUUGCUAAAGACAAGUAUGAUCCACUGUGGGUCAAAGGAGGAGGGCAUUGCAACUUGGAGACGUAUCCUGAGUACAUAAAGCACCUGCGCAAGUUCAUAAACGCAAUGGAGAAACUCGCUCUCAACAAUCCUCCGUCGAAACAGACAGAGGAUGAGCCAAGCAUCAAUGAAACUAAGCACAACCGGUGCUUGAGAUUCAGGAAAAAGUAGAAGCUGGAAUUGAAGAUGGGUAGUAACAAAAUAUCACAAAAAAAAAGACACAUUUAUGAACUUGGUUUCAUCAUUGUAGGAUUUAGCAAUGUAAAAAGAUGUGUAACGUAGCAAAAGUUUGGAAAUUUCAAUUGUUUUUUUUUAUUUACUUUUCUUUACUUGUAGUUGAAGCAACCGAACAGUAAAGCUCUUAACUUUCUCAGACGUAUUCAUAUAAACAAAGAGAGAAAAAUCUGAAUGUUGUGUAUCCAGAAAUAGCAACAGCAAGAGCAAACAGAAGUAGUAACUACUAAAAUCAGUAUGAAUCGACUUGGGUUUGAUGAUCAGUUUAGGGAAACUUGAGGCCACAUUGUUUGAGGAUGUCAAAGUAGCUAACUUUUUCAUCUUUUUCAUUGAGAUUCUGUCCAUUGUUACGGAGAAGGGCUUCGAAAAUUUCUUUGAAAGGAAUAUCAGUUUCAUCAGUUGCAGACGACGGAGAAGAAGAAUCGAGAUUCAGAUGCUUUCCCGGAGAAGGAGAUUUCGGGAGUCCUGUAGUAGCCACAGAAGCAGAAUUUGAUUGAUUUUCCAAAACGAUGGUCCUUGCCAUUGAAACCGGAGAAGGAGAAUCGAGAUCGGAAUGCUUUCCCGGAGCCCUAGUAGGAGAAGGAGAUUUGGGAACUCCGGUGUUACUCACAGAAUCAGAAAUCGGUCGAUUUUCCAAAACCAUGAUUCUUCCGAUUGCAGUCGGAGAAGGAGAACCCACAUUGGAACGCUUUCGCGGAACCCUAACAUCGUCUUCGGCGACAGACGUCGGAGAAGACAGAGUCACCCUGACAUUUUCCGCCGUAAGAGACGGUGAAGCAGAAACAGGCGUCGUCGUCUCGGAUUUAGAAGACUGAGAUUUCGAUUUUGAACCUCCUGCAGGUUUCAUCUCCGAAACCCUAACUCUGGGUUCCGAAUCGGCGGCAGAGGAGAGAGAUGCGUUCUCAGGAGGUGUACGGAACACGUCUUCAUCGUUGAUAGAAUCGAUGCUGGUCGGAGUAGGAAACGAGAGAACCGGAGUUCGAACAACCGCCGGCGAAAUCGGAUUCCCGAGAAUCUCAGUGCUUUCCCAAUCUGUCUCCGCCACUCCUCCGGAAGAUUCCGUCGGAGGAGACUCAGGAUCGGCGAAGGGGCAGUUCUUAAGGAAAGAUUUCUGAGAUGAAGUGACGCUGUCGAAUUCGCUCUCGUCGUCUUCAACAUUUUCCGCCAUUUUUGGUGUGAGAGAGAAUCUUCCACUGUCUCAGUUUCAAUUUCCUUAUAUUAAAAAAGGAGAUUCAAGUCCGGUUUAAAACAAGUGUUGUACCAAUUCCGGUUUAGUCACUCCUUAUCCCGGCAAGGUAUACACACAGUGGAGAUAAUGACAAAGAGAAACACAACAUCUUGUCGAUCGUAUAAGAUCUGAAGACUGUGCCCUCUCAUACUUUAGCAUAGCAGAGGCUCAUGGAUUCACAAAAAAGAAUGGGUGUUGGAUGUGGUAAUCGUGAUGACAAACACAUCUCAACACUUCACUCUUACUGCUUACUUAAGAUGUGUCAUCUAAAUGAGGAGGGAGACAAGCAUGUUCACAACCAAGUAACCAACAUGUAAUUGUUCUUCAACAUGAGCUUAUCCAUAAAUCUGCCACCUCCACUUGACCCUCCACACAUGAGCGAUUGUAAUUCACCCUCCACCAAAGCCAGCACCUGCUAGGCGACCUGAAUCUCUCCACCUAAACAUGUGCCCUCAUACUUUAGCAUAGUAGAUGCAUUCAAUAAAAAGAGUGGGUGUUGGAUUCAUG